UGUCGUAAUGCGCAAAUCUAUCACGACCCGUGCUGACAGCGUACGAGUUGUGCAACUAGGCAGUGCUGGCAAUCCCAGUACAGCCGUCUGGCCCUUCCCACUUCAGCUACUUCUGAAGCCCGCUCAACGAAAUAACAUCAUUAUUAAAUCAGCCAUCGCAACCUAUAUCGGCUUUACCUAUCUCUCGAGACCUCACAAUCCGAUGCUUCCAAUCGUCAUGCUUUUAGACCGAAACCGAUUCGUGCAUUGUGAUGGAACUCGUCGACCGCCCUGCUUACUAGGCACGGGUAGGCACACAUGGCUCGGACAAGGUCAAUUCUUUGUACGCCGCAUGACCCAGAGUGGAAUCCACCCGGGCUCUAGAGCCUCAAAACUGUCUUAACUAAACCAACUUUGCCUUUGACAACCGCUCGAUUUCAAUCUUCGUUGUAGAUUCGUUACUUAACCGUUUAAGAAUAUAGUCACCCG
Molecule: messenger RNA, 468 nt
Organism: Aureobasidium pullulans EXF-150
Lineage: Eukaryota; Fungi; Ascomycota; Dothideomycetes; Dothideales; Saccotheciaceae
Exons: 1
Coding region: 8-382 (124 amino acids)
Source: RefSeq, a predicted model, not a curated record